CGUGCUGAUGGUUUGUGCGUUGCCUACUUGUUUGCCGGUACCGAGUAUGUUUUUAGCCUUUCGGUGCUGCCUACGUCCAGAGCCGUAUUUCAACGCAGCUAUAUUGCUAUUUAACACAGGCAAACAAAACAAACGGGUCCCUACGGUGAAGCAAGCAAUGACGAUGCACUACAGCUAGCACUAGAUGCAACACUGCUCGUUUUGAAUGUUCCUGCCCGACAUACCAUUAGCAAACCUUCACAGACGUGGGGGCAUUUGUUCCACAUUCUGCCAGUGACAAAACCAACACAGCAACGCAUAAUCUCCGCCAACGACGAAGUGAAUCUCACCAAACUUUCCUCAUAACCCAUUGAAGGGGGUGGUCUUUAGUGUCCCACUGCUGGCAGCUAUUAGACGGUCAAUAGAUGCUAAAGAUGCCAACACCAACCAGAGCAGCCUUUGCAAUUAUUGUCCUUUCCGUAAUUGGGUUUACCCAUUCGACGACAACUUCAUCGGUGCGGAUAAACAAAUGCUGCGAGAAGUUUGAGGUCGUCUACGAUGGGAAGUGUACCGUCGCCGCCACAGUCAAUGCAACCAUAUGGAAGCCAGAGUUCAUCGGUCGGAAAGGCGAACGAAAUGUACAGGUCGACAAUUAUCGUUUCGUCAUUGGUCUGCCGGACUGUGGUACCAAGCAGAAGUUUAACAUCUACGAAUAUCACGACAGCUAUGACAAAUUGAUUCUCUUUCCGGAUGGUCAGCUGCGGCACCUUAUUCUGCGCCAUCACAGCCCCGGGUCACAGGGUAGCGUAGGUAGCUAUCUCGAUGAGGAUUAUAUCGAUGCCGGUGACACGAAUGUGCCGCUGUUACAGUACGACUACGUGCAAGGACUUUACUGUAUGGAUCGUGCUAUCGGAAGCGGUGGUGAUGGAGCAGAACUAAUGGAGGGUUUGAUAGCGAAGGUGUGCUCGCCGAAGGAAGAGAUCCACUGGACCGAUAGUGAUGUGAUGCUACGCAAAAUCAUCAACCCGAUUUGCCACGGUUUGGCCAUGAUCAUCCUGCUCGUCGUUGCGAUCAUUUACUUUGUGCUGCCAACGUUACGCGAUCUCGUCGGCAACAUGGUGACAACGAUCACGAUGUGUCUGAUCGUGAGCCAGGCGGCCGAUCUGGUACGCAUCUUCACCGAGUUCAGCAACCAUGUAAGCUUCCUCAUAGCGGAUCUGUUCUUUUACGUCAGCCUGCUCGGUGCGUUCUUCUGGCUAAAUGCGAUGGGUUACUACAUCUGGAAAAUGUUUCGCACGCGUAACGUGUUCUUGCGAGUUAGCGACGGUCGAAAGUACUGCUGGUACUCGGGAUACGCCUGGGGCUGCACCGGUACGAUGGCAGCAAUUGCCGUGUUUGCCCAUUUCUUUCUCGAUCUUCCCGGUAGUAGCAACGCUAGCAGUAACAGUGGCACCGAAACCGUUCACCAUCCCGGACGGGAAAGCUUUUUCGAAGGGCAGGACAACAUUAGCUGGCUAGGGAUAGCCGUGUUCUUUACGCCGAUCGCAUUCAUUAUUAUAGUGAACAUUUUCUUCUUCGUCACCACGUUACGCUUCAUCAAUCGGAUGCAUACGUACGGCAGGAUCCAUCAUAAGCUGCGCUGUAGCUUCGUCAUGUUCACCCUUAUCUUUGCCACAAUGAGUAUCGCCUGGCUGUUUCUCAUUCUAUCAUGGUUACAUUUUGACGGGUUGCUCUACAUGCACAUCAUCGCGAAUGCGCUACAGGCACCCUGCAUCCUCUAUAUCUGUGUGUUGCGCCAGAAACAUGUAACAUUUCUAGUGAAAUCAUGCUUUCGUGAUCAAGCGCCCCAGACGACCGAGUGGGGCGACGAGAUGACUUACAUGAACGGUGGUGAUUACUAAUGCUUAGUAUUGUGGUAAAAGACGUACAUUCGAUUUCAUCUUCACGCGUACGUCAGUUUCGGCUGAUGGUAUGAUCUUCAUAAUCCGAACCAAUCCAUAUGAUAUUAUGUACACAGUAAAAGGCUCUCAGUGAGCAGUCGCAAAGACAAAACCAUAACACCGUCCACCGGCUGUCUAGGUAAAGGUGCAUUCGUACAGUAAAGUCUUACAUACAAAAAAGACUUACGUGAAAAAAAACAACCACAGAAUCUCAGGCCGAAUAUGCUUCCAGGCUUCUAAAUUCCAGUCUUCAACAACUAAGAAUAGGCAGCAAAUAUAGUCAUAGUUCAUACGCGCAAUGAUAUAAGGCACUGCUGUAUUAGUCAUAAAGUGUAACAAAUCGAACAAAAACAUCUGCUGCUGCAGUUUUCAGCACGAGAUCGGACGAGAAAUUGCUCGUGGGAAAAACAACAUUUGUCUGAUGUACAAUCUUCCGAUCCUUGCACCGCUCCUCCAUGUAGAUAAGUGGAAAACAAAAUAUUUGUAAAAAAAAACUUAAUCUGUAAGAUAAUUUUAAAAUUUAAUUGGUGCGCAGUUGUACUUCAACACAACCGACAGUGUCUUACCCGCUUUUUUGGCAUACAAAUACAUUUUAGUUAACAAAUAACUAAGUGCAUGCAAAACGAAAACGAAUAUGUGGUUUUAGCAAAUAAAACGUACGUAAAUAAGUGACACUAUUGUUGUACUCG
Molecule: messenger RNA, 2608 nt
Organism: Anopheles funestus (African malaria mosquito)
Lineage: Eukaryota; Metazoa; Arthropoda; Insecta; Diptera; Culicidae
Gene: mthl5
Product: probable G-protein coupled receptor Mth-like 5
Exons: 4
Coding region: 405-1880 (491 amino acids)
Biological process (GO): cell surface receptor signaling pathway
Cellular component (GO): membrane
Molecular function (GO): transmembrane signaling receptor activity
Source: RefSeq, a predicted model, not a curated record